Scheffersomyces coipomensis is the source of this 2247-nucleotide messenger RNA. Its product is annotated as transcription factor domain-containing protein. The record is from RefSeq and is a predicted model, not a curated record. The transcript has a single exon. Gene Ontology annotation, molecular function: zinc ion binding; DNA-binding transcription factor activity, RNA polymerase II-specific; RNA polymerase II cis-regulatory region sequence-specific DNA binding. Gene Ontology annotation, cellular component: chromatin. Gene Ontology annotation, biological process: regulation of transcription by RNA polymerase II; DNA-templated transcription. NCBI's taxonomy places the organism in Eukaryota, Fungi, Ascomycota, Pichiomycetes, Serinales, Debaryomycetaceae. Bases 1 to 2247 code for a protein of 748 amino acids.
AUGGAAGCGGGACAAUACGUUUGUUCUCAUGAGAAGUGUGGUAAGAUCUUUUCCAGAAAAGAUUAUUUAAUAAGACAUCAAAUAAAUCAUCAGAAUAUAAGACCUUUUGCUUGUCAACAAUGUAAUUUACCUUUCACUAGGAGUGAUUUACUUGAAAAACAUUAUAAUUCGAAAUCUCAUCGAAAGAAGAAAGUUGAUCUCUUCAUACGACAUGAUGAAGAAGAAGACGAUACGAAGGAAUCACCUCCGAAAAGAACAAAAGUAAAUAAUCCCAUACCUGAAUUAAUCGAAAUUCAAUAUACUCCUCAAAGCAUUCAAAAUGAUUUACCAUCCACGUCAGUAGGUAACUAUUUAUGGUUAUUUGAAGAUCAAUUCGAUGAAUUUGAAUCAACCAUUGAAAACACCCCUGAUCUUACCCAACCUUCAUCUCAUACUUAUACUUCAUCACCAGAUCCAUCCAUCAACCAAGCCAAUUCUGAAAAAGUCGAAAUCAAUGAUCUUAGACGACAAGAAAUCAUUGAUUUAUUAAACUUGGAUCAAUUCGAUCAAUACAGUACCACCAGAUUGAACUAUUUCUUAGAUUUGUUCUGGGAUCGGUUCAGUCCUAUGUUCCCCUUCAUUCAUUAUGCCACCUUUUCACCACUGGAUGUUGAUAUUUAUUUAAUCACCAUCAUGAUCAAUAUCGGUAUGGCUCAUUCUCCUAUCAUAGAAGAAUAUGAACAUUCGAUCGAUAUGGCUAAAGUUUUCCGUCGUUUGAUAUUUGAUGCGGUAGGUGAUAGAGUAGUUUUACCAUUAUCACUAAUGCAAGCUCUUUUAUUACAUAAUUUUGAAUGUAAAUAUUAUGGUGAUAAAUUAACUUAUGAAAUGGCACAAUUAUUCCAUGGUACAAAUGUUAAUUUCUUAAGAUUCACUGGUUAUUUCGAUGAAUUACAAGAACCAAAUGUGAUUAGAUUAAGUUCAACUACGGAAUCUGAUGAUAAAGAAUACUAUAAACAAUGGCAUACUUGGAUUCAUUAUGAAUGUUGUAAAAGAACAGCUUAUUUCGCUUUUAUUUGUGAUUCUCAACAUGGAACUUUAUUCAAACAUCAAGCAUUAUCUGCAUUUGCUUUACAAUUGGAAUUACCCUGUACUGAUGCUGUAUGGAAUGCUAAUGAUCCUAAAAAAUUUCAAGAUGAAUAUUUCAAACAACCUCAUGGGUUAUUAUUCUCUCGACCUAAAUUGAAAUUCGAUACCAAUGAUCAAAAUUAUAAUUCAAUCGCCAGUGGUCCUUCAAUGCAAAUGGCAAAGGCAGGAGGUGAAUGGCCGAGUUUCCUUUGGAGUCUAAGAUCAAUGAUGUUGCCAUAUAAGGAAGAUCAAAAGGAGUAUUCCAUGGAUUGUUAUUCCCAAUUCUCAAGAUUCAUAAUCCUACAUGGUCUCGUAAGUAUAUGUUGGGAUAUGAGAUGGAGAGGGUUAUUUGAUUUAGGUAUCGUAUCAAAAAAGAAAUUAAAUGAUUUAUCAGGGAAAUUACAACGUUCAUUUACAAAUUGGAGAGGUUAUCUUGAUUUACAUAUUGCCAAUGCUAAUGAUUAUGCUAUUGGUAAUAAUCGGAAAUUAAAUUCAACAGUAGCAUUAAAUAAUUAUGGACUUUCCAUUAUGUUCUGGGCAAAUAUAACUUCAUUUCAAUUGGCUUUGGUAUCAUUAUAUGCUGAUACUGCGUCGAUCGUUAAGUUUGCUACUGAUUACCUCAUUACUAAUGAUAUUGAUUUUAAAGGUCCGAGUAGGAAUUAUCAAUUGAUUGAAUCUUGGGCAAGAUCGCCCAAUGGGAAAUCAUCAGUUUAUGAAGCAUCUAGAUUUAUAAGAAUCUUAUUAAGUAACGAUAGUGAUACCAUAUCCUCCAUCCCUCACAUUCCAUGGACAUUAUUCAUAUCAUGUCUUGUGAUUUGGAGUUUUGAAGUUAAGAGAGAUUGUCCUGAUGGUUUACAAAGUCGUGGUUCGAUGCAGUUAUCAUAUUUUAAAUAUACCAUGAAACCAAAUGAUAGUUUAGAUGAGCAGGUCUCACAUAAAGAUGCUACGGAAUAUGUGUCGAUGAUUCUUGAUGAAUCAGAUGAGUUUAUAGAGACUUCUGAAGUAUUUUGGAAACGUCAACAAUUAGUAGUGGGUAUUUUGGCUUAUGGAUUGAUUUAUUUCAGAAAAAUUAAAUGGAGAUAUACGAGUGAGUUGACAAAAACAUUAAUUGGGAUAUUAGAAAAACAGCAAGGUAAUUAUUAA